This is a messenger RNA of Schistosoma bovis, 309 nucleotides long. NCBI's taxonomy places the organism in Eukaryota, Metazoa, Platyhelminthes, Trematoda, Strigeidida, Schistosomatidae. The record is from the annotation of a GenBank genome assembly.
AUGGUUCGUUUGGUUUUGGUUCACGUUGCUUCACUGCUUUUGUUCCUUCAAACAUCCAAACAGACUGAUGUCGAGUCGAACCAUCUUGAGGAUUUAAUAAAGACAAAUAAUGGUCUAUAUUUUGUGAAUUUAAAAGCAAACAUUUCUCGAGAAGAAAAUGAAAUCAAAAAUUCCGAUCCAAAUGGAAUGAAGAAUAUCGAUGAAUACAUUAGCUGCAGAAGUGAUUAUGUGACUGGUGAUGCAGCCAAUUAUGCUUGGUCUCAUAUACGAGAAAUGCAGGCAAAUUACAGGCGACAAUAUCGUGAGUAA